Symbiodinium natans is the source of this 4725-nucleotide messenger RNA. The record is from the annotation of a GenBank genome assembly. NCBI's taxonomy places the organism in Eukaryota, Dinophyceae, Suessiales, Symbiodiniaceae.
AUGUCCCGGCGCUCGCGUGCGGAUUCCCCUUCGGGCGCGCGCUCUCCCCCUAGCGAGCCUUGUGCGGCCAGCCGUUCCAACGGCCCUGGGGAUGCCACGCCAGUCGCGCCGGUUCAUGUAGACCGGGUAUGUUGCGUUUGCCUCGAGGACCUCGACCCCACCGUCCAAUCUGGUGGCCUCACAGUGGUACCUUUCCCGACCUGUGCUGCACACUGUUUGCACCUGGUUUGUUUGGCCCAGUUCCGCAGCCAGGCUUCGGGUCCAGGGGACCUCCUUUGCCCAUUGUGCCGCCAUGGCCGUUGCCCCGGGUGCGAUCCUCAGGGUUGGUCCGGGACCCAUGACGCUGCGUUGCGGGACGCGUGCGCGGGGCACGGCAUCGAACUCCCGCAACGUGCGUCUGGCGAGUCCACUGUGCGAGCCGCGCAGCCGGAUUAUGCACUCCGCACUUUCACGGCUCACGAUGCCCCGGAACCGCCGCCCCCUCCGAGCGUGCGGCUUCUUUGUUGCCAUCGUGUUGUCCCCACACGGUCGACGAGCGGCCAGCUCACGUUCCAACCUUUGCCCGACCGCGAUAUGGACUGGGCCCCAGUCGCCGUUCGCCAUGACCACGGCAUAGCUGCAUGGCGGCCCGGCUGGUUGUGUCCUUCGUGCGGGCGUGCCCAAGACCUCCAUGAUCUGCAGGUGCCGGAUGUUGCGGGCGAGCCGUGUGGUCUGUGCGAGGGGCGCGUGGAGUGGGUGUGUGACCUUGCGACCGGCACAUCCCGGCUCCAGUGCCCAGAGGGUUGCGCGCAGCCCUCGCUGCACCCUCAACGGGCCGAUCCGCCAGCGAGGGCCCUUCUCGCCGCAGGUACUUCCUGUGAUCCCGCUGAAGCUGGCCUGCCACCGCCGCCGCUACGCCCGCCCCCUUGGUCUGCAUCGGGCCCGCCGCGUGAUUGCAGUGCCUCGGCCACCAAUUCGUGGCUCUACGUGCCUCUCCUGCAUGCGGCCGUCGGUGGCAUGCCCGAGCCGACGUUGGAGGCCUGGCGUGAGGAGCCGAGAAGCGCACGUUGGUGGGAGGAUGCCCGCCGCGCCCUCGCGACCUCCGCCCCAGUCCUCGUCGGCACUCUUUCGGAGGCGUUCAUAACGGCGACCGCUGCUGCAGGCCAGCCGCUGCCCCAAGCCAUGCUUCGGGAGGCCGCCGCUCUGCCCGCUAGUGCCUUGGUGCACUUGGGCUGGGUUGUGCGCCGACUGGCGGAGCCUGAUGGGUAUAUCCCCGCAGCGUGCCAGGAGGUUUGCCUGCACUUGUAUGGUGGCUCAGGCUUCGCUGCCGACCUCGACCGCGCUUCUGACGCCUUCCGGCUGGAGCCCGCGCCGUUGCAUGCCGGACCCGUCGCUGGCGCUCGCCCCGAACCCACGCACGGUCACCGUGAUGACGCUCCUUUAGGGGAGCCUCGCGCCGAGGCGCAACCCCCCGUCGAGGCCGCAGAUGGCGAGUGCGCGCCUGCCGAGGACGCCCGGUCUGCCGCCCCUGAUGCCGCUCUGGCUGCCGCUGCUUCCAGCGCGCGCCGGGCUGCUGGGCGAGCAGGGGGCCGCGGGAGGCGAGGACGCGGCCGCGGACGCACGGCGCCCGAUCCGCCGCAGAGCCACGAAUCUCCGGGCGUGGUCAGGGCCGCCGAGGAACCCCGUGCGGCCGUGCCUACGCGCACUGACCGCGCCGAAGCAGGCCUGCGGGCCGGCUUCAGGCAGCUAGAGGCCGUGGACCUCGCUUGGGAGCUCGGCGAACGCGUCGCUACGCUGCAGUCCGCGCCCCCUCAGCUGCGCGGCGUUUUGCGCAUGGCCUUGCGCGCGGGUCUGGAACGCGCGUUGCGGCCCAGCAGUGCGGUCGAGGAGCUCUGUGGUUGGAAACUUUUCUUCCUGGCACCCCGCAUGCUGCUGCACCGCGCAUUUGGGGAAGUGCGGGUCGAGCCCCGGGAGCUGACCCAGCGCUGCACCCGCUUCCAGCAAGGAGACUGGGCAAGCCUGCUGGCUGCGGCGCGCGACGCUGGGACCCCCUCGAGCGCGCCCCAACACGCUCGCAACAGGGACGAGGCUGAAGCGCGCGCCGCGCGGUCCCUGCACCUGGUCCGACUCGGCGAGCUGUCGGCGGCCAGCCGCGCGCUCACAGCGGAGCCGCUCGCCCCAGGAUCAGCGGAGACGCUGGCGGAGUUGCGUGACCCGGAACGCCGGCCCCCUGAGCGACAGGUCCCGCUGAGCCAGGCGGUCUUGGAUCAUGUCAAUGCAGACCCGUGCCCGCUGCCCGCGGAUUCCUUUUUGGCGUGCCUCAGAAAUGCCCGCCGAGGCGCGGCUGCUGGCCCGUCCGGUACCACAAACGAGCACCUCCGCCUGCUCCUUGACGACCCUGCUGAGUGGGCGCUGCUUCGCGAAGCGGCAGAGCGCCUGGCCAAUGCCAACAUCCCCGCCCCGGUCCUUGAGGCAGUCCGCCUGGGCCGGAUGGUGGCCCUACGCAAACCGAACGGACGGGUGCGUGCGCUGGUCGUUGGCGAUGUUUUCCGGCGGUUGGUCGCGCGCGCCCUGGCGCAACAGUUUAGCGAGGCCUUCCAAUCGGCAUGCCUCCCGUUCCAGUAUGGGCUUGGCAUGCGGGCUGGGACGGAAGCGCUUUCAAAGGUGUUGCGGGUUGCCACGGAGCUGGACCCCAGGGCGACGGUCCUGUCCGUCGAUGCUGUCGGGGCCAAUGAUCACGUCUCCCGCCAGGCCAUGCUAGAGGGCCUACGCUCCCGGCCUGAGCUCGCUCCGCUCCUGCCCUUCGCCAGGCAAUUUUAUGGCUCUGAAAGUCGCUACAUCUGGGUUGACGACGCGGGAAACAACCACAUCAUCACGCAGGGCGAGGGAGGCGAGCAGGGGGACCCGCUCAUGCCGGCCCUGUAUUCCCUCGCGCAGCACGGCGCGCUGGAGGCGUUCGCUCGUCAGAUGCAGCCCGGAGAAGCCGUCCUGGCCUUCCUUGACGACACAUAUGUCGUUUCUAAUCCGGAGCGCACCCGGCCGGCGCGCGACGCCCUGUCAGCUGCCCUGUGGCACCAUGCCCGGGUGCGCUUAAACGAGGGCAAGACGCGAAUCUGGAACGCAGCCGGGGAGGAGCCACCGGGCAUCGCUGACCUGCAGCCUCCCGAUGCAGAUCCCCUUUGGACUGGCUCGUGGUCCUUGCCCAGGGAACGCCAGGGGAUUGUAGUGCUUGGAGCUCCGCUUGGCAGUGAUGAGUUUGUCCGCUGCCAACUGCAGGCCAAGCGUCAAGCCCACGACCGGUUGCUGGAAUGCAUCCCCGGCUUGGGUGACCUGCAAGCUGCGUGGCUGCUCCUACACUUCUGCGCUGCGACUCGGGCCAACUUCCUCCUGCGCAUGUUGCCCCCCGUCUCUACGGCCGAGUUCGCCGAGGCCCAUGACGCGGCAGUCACCCGCUGCCUCGGGCGACUCCUGUAUGGCGACGAAGGCGCGCCCAUCCCCCCCGCGGCCUGGCGUGUGCUGCAUUUGCCCCUGCGCUUCGGCGGCCUGGGCCUGCGUUCCGCUGCUGAGGCUGCCCAGAGCGCCUGGUGGGCGUCUUGGUUCGACUCGCUGCCCGCCAUCCGCGUCCGCGCUCCGGACGUCGCGGAGCGCCUCGUGCAAGGGCUUGAGGCGCAAGGUGGUAGCGAGCCACCUUCGCUUGUGUCAGCCCGCACUGCGGCAGCGCUCUUGCGCGGACGCGGCUUCGAGGUGCCGCCGUGGCACUCCUUCUCGCCCGUCCCCCCGGGCGAUGGCGAACGUGACGACCCCUUGCGGGGGUGGCAAAGGCGUGCGGCCAUGGUAUGUGAUGAGCGCGCGCUCGAGAUGCACCUUUCAGACCUUGACACCGCAUCUCGUGCGCUGCUGCUGUCGCAGGCCGGGCCGCAUGCCGGGCGUGCCCUCACAGUAAGGCCGACUGCCACGGAGCUCCUCAUCCCGCCGGCCCAGUUCCGGGUGCUGCUCCUACGCCGCCUGCGGCUCCCGCUGCAGCUGGCGCCGCGCACCUGCAGCUGCCACGGCCAUUUGGAUGCCUUGGGGGACCACCGGUCGGCGUGCGCCACCUCCGGUGUCCUGGCCCCUCGUGCAUUGCCGCUUGAGCGCGCGGUUGCCCGUGUGUGCCGGGAAGCGGGAGGGCGGGUGUGCCACAACGUGCGCCUGGCAGAUAUGAAUGUCGAUGUGCCCAUCGCGGACGCACGUCGCAUUGAGGUUGUGGCCAACGGCUUGUCGCUGUGGAACGGAGCGCAGCUCGCCGUUGACGCCACCAUCGUCAGCCCCGUCACCCGCAGGGGGGAGGCGCAGCCGGGCGCUGAUGUUCGCCCCGGCCAGGCCGUCGACGCCGCGGCGCGCCGUAAGCGACAGCAGACGUACCCCGAGCUGGCGCGCGCCCGGCGCUGCCGCUUGGUGGUCGUCGGGGUCGAGGUAGGUGGCCGCUUUGGUGCCGAGGCCGCCCGCUUCCUCCGCCUUCUGGCCCGGCACCGGGCCGACGGUGUCCCCGCUGCACUCAGACCGGCGGCGCAAGCGGCGUGGGUCGCGCGCUGGGCUGGGUUCUUGGCGGUGGCGGCGCAGCGCGCGUAUGCCAGCUCCCUUCUUGAGCUGCCGCUGGCCGGGGAGUGCUGCGUCGGCGGAACGACGCCAGACCUGCACGAAGUCCUGGCCGAUGCACGCUGGCUGGCGCCCCCGCAACCCAGCCGCCUGCCGCUGCCCCAGCACUAG